This is a messenger RNA of Magnusiomyces paraingens, 1614 nucleotides long. RefSeq lists its product as uncharacterized. The record is from RefSeq and is a predicted model, not a curated record. The transcript is spliced from 3 exons. Gene Ontology annotation, molecular function: molecular adaptor activity; protein kinase activator activity. Gene Ontology annotation, cellular component: Atg1/ULK1 kinase complex; phagophore assembly site. Lineage: Eukaryota; Fungi; Ascomycota; Dipodascomycetes; Dipodascales; Dipodascaceae. The coding region runs from base 1 to 1614 and encodes 537 amino acids. Gene Ontology annotation, biological process: autophagy of mitochondrion; piecemeal microautophagy of the nucleus; activation of protein kinase activity.
AUGAGCUCGGCUAUAAACCCCCCUAUUCGUGAUCAUUCGAGGACACCAGUUUCCUCGAGUACAAUACUUAAAGAUAACACAGAUACCAAGCCGGCGAUCGGGGGUGGCGGCGGCGGAACUAUUAGCACCAACACUAGUACCACCAGCGACAGUGUACUUUACAUAAAGCUUGAUCGCUGGAUUCAAGAAGCCAAAGAAUCACUUUCCAUUGCAGGGCCUAUUUGCACUGAUGCUAAUUCGCUUCUGUCCGAUGUACGUUUACAACUAGAAAAUGCAUCAGUACUAUGGGCACAAUCUCAGUACUUGUACACAGCCUUAACUGGUCAGAUAGAUACUCUAAAACAGAUUCAAGAAAAAGUUACUAUCAGUAUUACCAAAAGUCGAACGGUAUUUGAGACAUCGUUAGAGCUCUUGGAUGAAGAAGACAGGAAACUUACAAAAGCAUUGCAACUAUUAGAAUCAUCCGAAGAAAAUGGCGCAAGCAAGGCUAAUAUUCCAGAAAUAAGUUCAGUUGUGGCACGGAACCUACGAAGCUUUGUUGACGAAGAAGCUGUUUCCCAGCUCAAAAAUACUACAACAGCUGCCAUAGACGUGAUUCAGCAAGCUCAUGCUGAUACUGAUAGCAUUGUGCGGAAAAUCUCCCAAAAGAUUGCUGCUUUUUCAUGCAUGGCAGUUCCACAACUAGUUGAAAAUAUUGAACGGAUUGCGAGGACGAGCAUUGGCUCUGGAGAGUGGAAAUCAGGAAUUGAAAAAAGGUUAGAAGAAGCUCAUAAUCAAACAACAGAAGUGGCAACUCAUGCUCAUGCAAUGGCAAUGCUGUUAGAGUCACUAGCACGACACUAUGACCAGUGUAUACAAGCAAUGGAGAUGUAUAUGGAUGUGGAGGCACGAAGGAAAAAACGGGAAGGGAAAAAGGUAAAUGGUGAUGACGGCUACGAUGAUUUAAAUGACUUGGUUCUUGUUUUGGAAAACGAUUCGCAGGAACUUGUUGGUGUGAUUGAUGAGCUGCAGGAUCGGUUCAAAGAUAUCGAAAGUUUAACAGGAGAAGUACAGCAUUUCCAGAUAGAAUUAUCAACUGGAAUAUACGAAAAAACGAAAAAGACUUUUGAAAAGCUAGAAAAGUUUGGUAAAGAAGAAUUACUACAAUAUUUGGAUGAGCUACAAGAAUACCAAGAAAAGGUUCAACCAGUUAAAUAUUUAGAUGAAGAACUACAACGACAGGUAGAGUAUACUGCAGGAAUCGGAAUACCACUACGUGAAAUGAAAUCUCUUGUGGAGUAUUAUUCUCUAUUUUGGAUGUCAUAUCAAAGACUAGUUGUUGAGAUUGAACGGAGGCGUCGUUUCAAAAAUCACAUGGAAGCUUUAAUUGAUGAAAUGACUACCAAGGUUGAAAAAAUGCUAACGGAAGAACUAAAUAUGAGACAAGAUUUCUUCAAUACAGUAUCAAACUUUUUGCCAGGAGAUUUAUGGCCCGGUCUGUUGGAGCCUCCGCCGUUUGUUGAUUUUGUGCCCAAUGGAGACUGGGAAACUCCAGAACUUGACAAGAGCAGUUUGGAUGUGGCCUUAGAUGUGUUGAAACGGGAAAGCAAGAUGACAAAAAAGAAAGGCAGUUAA